AUGGCUCCUGCAAGGUUGAUACACGACCCGGUGCUGAUUAAAGAAGACGCCGUCCAGUCACGACAGUUCCAGGCUGAAGAUAUUCAGACAGAGCUAUGCGUUUGUGGAGGCGGCUUGUCUGGCGUGUGCGCGGCCAUCACCGCGGCUCGUCAAGGUGUCAAGGUCGUUCUUAUCCAGGACCGGCCAGUGUUGGGCGGCAAUGCGUCGUCUGAGGUCCGAUUGUGGAUUCUUGGCGCCACUAGCCACAUGUUCAACAACAACAGAUAUGCCAGAGAAGGCGGCAUUGUUGAGGAGAUCCUCAUCGAGAACCUCCACCGUAACCCGGAAGGCAACCCACUGAUUCUCGAUACCGUUCUCCUCGAGAAGGUCGUCGAGGAGCCCAACAUCCAGCUUUACCUGAACACGGCUCUCAUCGCCUGUGAAAAGGCGGGUGAACGUAUCGACCAUGUCAAGGCAUUCUCCUCUCAAACAUCACUGAUGCACACAAUCAAGGCAAGCCAGUUUAUCGAUUGCACUGGAGACGGUGUGCUCUCCUUUUUGGCCGGUGCUCCGUUCAGGAUAGGCGCCGAGAAGUAUGAGGAGUUCCAGGAGAAAUUCGCACCGAGUUCUGAUUAUGGACAUCUCCUCGGCCACUCUAUCUACUUCUACUCUAAGGAUGUGGGCCGGCCGGUGAAGUUCGUGGCACCCUCUUACGCCCUCCAGGAUGUCGAAGGCGAGAUCCCCCGCUUCAAGACAUUCAACACCAAGGACAUGGGCUGCAACUUGUGGUGGAUCGAGUAUGGUGGUCGCAUGGAUACUGUUCAUGACACCGAAAAAAUCAAGUGGGAGCUCUGGAAGGUCGUCUACGGGGUCUGGGACUACUUCAAGAACUCCGGUCGCUUUCCUGAGGCCGAGAAUCUGACGUUGGAGUGGGUUGGUACUAUACCUGGCAAGCGUGAGAGCAGGCGCUUCAUUGGUCCCACUAUCAUGAAGCAGCAGGACAUCAUUGAGCAGCGCUUCCACAAUGACGCUGUCUCCUUCGGCGGUUGGUCCAUUGACUUGCACCCCGCGGAUGGUGUAUACUCAGAGAUCGAAGGAUGUAUCCAGCUUCACAGCAAGGGUGUUUACCAGAUUCCUUUCUCCACCAUGGUUUGUGCCGAGAUUCCUAACCUUAUGUACGGCGGUCGCAUCAUCUCAGCAAGUCACGUUGCGUUUGGUUCCACCCGAGUUAUGGCGACUUCAGGUGCAAACGCCAAUGCUCUGGGCAUGGCCGCUGCUCUCUGCAAGAAGCUGUCAGUCGACCCCAUUCAACUGCUCGCCAAGGAUAAGAUGUCGAUGCUCCAGCUUGAACUCAUGCGCUUUGGCCAAUUCAUACCCGGGUACAAGCUCAAAGACCCCUUGGAUCUUGUUCAGAAAGCAAGCUCCAUUGAAACUACUUCUCAGUUUGAGCUUUCCGAGCUCCCUGCAAAUGGUCCCCCCAAGGUCCUUACGAGGAGCCUUGCUCAGAUGCUGCCUCUCACUGAGGGGCCCGUUCCCAAGUUCACCAUCACGGUCAAGGCCGUCGAGAACACCACCUUGACGGUGCAACUGCGUGGCUCAGAGAAAGCCUACAACUACACUCCGGAGGUCAUUCUCGGAGAAAAUAAGUUUGAGCUUCAGCCUGGCGAUAACGAGCUUGUCAUCGACCUUGGCGCUUCCAACCCGCAGACCCAAUACGUCUUCCUCUGCCUCAUGCAAAACGAGUCUGUGGCGGUCUGCACGACUCUGACUCGCACCAGCGCCCUCGAGACUGUCGAGCAUGAAUGCACCCAAGUACCGCCAGAGAACGUUGGCGUCGACGGCUUCGAGCGUUGGACUCCCGUCCGCAGGCCAAUGGGCCACAAUUUGGCACUGCGUGUCGAGCCGCCCAUCAAGGCGUGGGCCGUCGGCAACAUACGCAACGGUGUCGCCCGUCCCACGAAGCGGACAAAUUGCUGGGUCCCGGCCAAGGAUGGCAAGAGGAAAAUGGUCACUCUUCGUUGGGACCAGCCCGUGCGCCUGUCCAAGAUGGUUCUGGGCUUCGACACCGACUUUGACAACGCCUGCGAGUCGGUUCUGCGUGGCCAUCCCGAGCGCGACAUGCCCUUCUGCGUCAAGUCGUGGAGGGUGCUGGACCUAUCGAAGGAAGGCGAGGAGGUGGAGCUGUAUAAGGAGAACGACAACCACGUCUCGAGGAGAGAGAUCGCCAUUGAGCCCCGUGUAUCGAGUACAGCGAUCGGAGUGGAGAUUCUGGAAAUCAACGGUGACGAGAACAACGUCUAUGGUGGCAUCUUUGAGAUUCGGGCUUAUGAGUAG
Messenger RNA from Thyridium curvatum, 2313 nucleotides. RefSeq lists its product as uncharacterized. The record is from RefSeq and is a predicted model, not a curated record. NCBI's taxonomy places the organism in Eukaryota, Fungi, Ascomycota, Sordariomycetes, Thyridiales, Thyridiaceae. The transcript has 2 exons. Bases 1 to 2313 code for a protein of 770 amino acids.